GCGGGCUAAUGAGUUUGCGAUAAUCGUGCAGAAUGAAGCCCCCGCAAAUCGAAACCUUCGGGAAUCAGAAGCGGGCGUCCAUCAACGCAACCUCCGCUCGCACGUCUUCGAAGCAGCCAGAGCUUGACGGCGAAAGAUCCAAGGCAGACCCGCGCACACAUUAGCUCGAUUGAACGCCUCUCAAAGGCAGACGUAGCUGGCUUUCUAGACUGCCACACGACGCCUGCACUUCCCUCAUUAGGAUAGACACCUCCGCAGGUUUGUGAUUUGAACCAGUCGCCAAGCUCCACCAGUCUUCGAAACCACCCAUAGCUCCUCUUGAAAACGGGGGAGAACCCAAGAGAGAGAGAGAGAGAGAGAACCACGUAUUUCAGCUUCGGUCACACGAAUCUCAACGACUCUCACCUAGUCCUCAGAUAUAAAUGACAGGUGUGUCCUGGGUAUCAUCGUUGCUGAACGGUGAUUGGUCUACGUGCCCGUGACGUGUCCAUGACGUAGCCGCGUUGGGUGUGGGUUGCAGUGCGAGCGGGUGUUUCGGGGCGGAGCUUGCCUCGAGCGCGGUAUAAGAAAGGAGACUUCCGUGCUUCCAACCAAUGGUGCGUUCGCAUUGCAGGCGGCACAGAGAAGCCAUGUCGACCAAGCUUGCGUUCCUGGUGAUAUUCUGCGCGGUGGUGUUGCUGCCAGCCAUCGUCCAGUGCAGGUCCCUCUACAACCGCAGCCGGCGAAGCGGCAUCUCCGACCAGCGGCUGGCCGAACUGGAGACCCUUGCUGGGCUCAAGUCCCUCCGGCACCGGCUCAAGGGUAUCUCGUUCCCAGUUGCCUACGGACUCGUCGACCCCAACAAAAUCGGCAAGCGCAAGCGCUCGUUCGAGUCCCUCGAAGACAGUCAGCAGCCGCAGCAGCAGCAGGGCGGCGAAUACCAGACCGGAGAGGACGGCGGCCUCGAAGACCUGCUGAGCGGCAUGCCGACGCCCGACAUGGUGUCCCGGAUGCGGCCGUCCUCUGACCAGCUGCUCAGGAUAUAGGCGCCUUCUUCCCAGCGCCGCGCUCCCACCCUUCUGUCCCCGCGACGGACGAACGAACAUACAAGCAAAAACAAAACGAACCGAACUUCUAGUCACGGCCCUCGCUCGACGUGCGACUUCCCCCAAUCGUCUCGUUAAUGGGCCACGUUCGGUGUUGCCGCGAGGCUUCGUGUUGAAACGGUGUUAGAAUCGUUCGAAAGUACCCUUCAGCUUUUCCCGAGCUGAAGGGUACGCGAUCGAAAGUACCCUUCAGCUUUUCCCGAGCUGAAGGGUACGCGAGCUUUCUGAGCGCACAACGUAUGCGAAAUUGUAAAAAAAUGGCGUAUGCGAGCUGCUUGCAGAAGAGGUAGGCUACGCAGUAACGUUGAAUGAUAUUGAAGGCGGCAGGGUGAAGCCGUAAUCUCGUUUUGCAUAAAGGUAGCUACGGUGUGUUUCUGUUUCCUUUCUCCCAACGCUCGUUGAACGACGACGACGGCGCUAUCUGGUACUUAGCACAGUAGCUGACGCCGUGAUCGAACGUCCGUUUGCAUGCUUCCUUCGACUUGUUCCACAUCAUGUAGAAGAGGGAGUACUGGUUUCAUUGACAGUGCUAGUUAUCGAUGAUCUCUGUAGUACUAUCCGUGCUCCAUAAAAUUUUCUUCACGCAGUCGUUAGGAUCAAUAAAAUCAUUUAGCUAGGCCUGUAACGGUUCAUUAAGUGGCCACACAACUCUCGUUAUCGUCUGCUCAGUGGUAAUGCAGUUCCGCCUUCGCGUGACUGUAGUUCUACUUAGACGAGUCUUCAACUGUUAUGUCGUCGUAAAAAGUUUAUGCAUUUAUAUAUUUAUUUAUUUAUUUAUUUAUUUAUGAGCCCCUUUACACACCUUUCAUGGUAUUUGUUGUUGCCGUUUGUAAAUAGUUCGGUGGCUGUACUUUCUGUUAUUUAUUAUAAGUGGCGUGAAAUACGUUCGAUCAUUCGUUUGCGUACCUUGUUGGGGACAAGUAAUUGUUCUGUGAAAUAAAAUUCGAAGUGAC
Messenger RNA from Ixodes scapularis (black-legged tick), 2038 nucleotides. RefSeq lists its product as uncharacterized. The record is from RefSeq and is a predicted model, not a curated record. The transcript is spliced from 3 exons. Lineage: Eukaryota; Metazoa; Arthropoda; Arachnida; Ixodida; Ixodidae. The coding region runs from base 594 to 1025 and encodes 143 amino acids.